Sphenostylis stenocarpa is the source of this 927-nucleotide messenger RNA. The record is from the annotation of a GenBank genome assembly. Lineage: Eukaryota; Viridiplantae; Streptophyta; Magnoliopsida; Fabales; Fabaceae.
AUGGAUCUUUCUGGGAAAAGGGUUUCAGGCGAAGGGAGUAGCAGCAGUGGUGGUGCUGGUGCUAGCAACCUUCAGCUUGUCCCUUAUUCUGAGAACAAAAAAGUUUGCCGUUUCUGCCAGCGUGAAUUCAAGUGUGGCAGAUCCUUGGGAGGGCACAUCAAAGUCCACAAUAAGAGCCGAAGAACCAUAAAGUUUACCCAUAAGAAGAAGAGCAACAGAAGAGGGUUUGGAUCCUCUUCAACACCAGCAUCCCUCAGAGUUGAGAACGGUGCAAGUGGUGCAGCACCAGUCAGAAUUGUUGAAAGGGGUGCUGAGAUCACAGAACCAGCCAUGAUAGACAACAGAGAAACUGGUGCCCAGAUCCACGAUGUGUCCAUGUCGUUGCUGGGAUGUGGAUGGAGGACAAAGAGAAGGAGGGGAAGCAACGAAGAGACAAACCAUACGAUAAUAGUGAAUCAUUCUUAUUCGCAGGAUGAGUACGUGGAAUGUGAUGUUGAAGAUUCCUGCGAUGAGGACGAUUACGAUAACAUCAAACUACGGAAAUGGUUAAGGGGUCGAGGCUACGCCACUGGAGCACAUAAGAUCUGUUGGACUAGGAGAAUGCUAAUGUGCAAAGUCUGCAACCAGUAUUUCCGAAAUUUGUCUGGUGUGAUUACUCAUGUGGAUGAGUGUGCCCUAUCCAAUAGUGAAAUGGAAAUGGAGAAUGUGAGAAAUGAAGAGGUUGAUCAAGUUGAUGGUGAAGCUGGUGAGCAGCAAGAAGGAAACGGAGAAGGUGAAGUUGGCAGAAUGCCAGAAGAUGCUGCAUUGAGAAAAGGCAAUGGAGGUUCUUCUGGUGUAGGAGAAAAACAGCCCAUGCCAACUUCAGCUGCUACACCCAAAAAGCCUCAAUUGGAUCUCAAUCAAAUGCCUCCUACCGUGAAGGAUUGA